Coffea arabica (coffee) is the source of this 2140-nucleotide messenger RNA. Its product is annotated as T-complex protein 1 subunit epsilon. Gene Ontology annotation, molecular function: ATP hydrolysis activity; ATP-dependent protein folding chaperone; ATP binding. Lineage: Eukaryota; Viridiplantae; Streptophyta; Magnoliopsida; Gentianales; Rubiaceae. The record is from RefSeq and is a predicted model, not a curated record. Gene Ontology annotation, biological process: protein folding.
UAGCACAAAUGGAAACGAGUUGCCGAGUUAGGGCAAAGCCAAACUUCUGAAAGCUUCCGGAGUGGGACUGCAAGCAGUACUCAAUACUCAUAGAACACUCAUUUUCACUUGUAUUCUCUCUCUUUUUCGGAAUCUCUGGUGGUCUUUCAGAUCGGAUCCCCGAUAAAUGGCGUUGGCGUUCGAUGAGUUUGGUCGGCCGUUCAUUAUAAUUAAAGAGCAAGAGUCGAAGACUCGAUUGCGAGGCCUUGAUGCUCAGAAAGCUAACAUUGCUGCCGGAAAGGCCGUCGCUCGUAUUCUCCGCACCUCACUUGGCCCUAAAGGCAUGGAUAAGAUGCUUCAGAGCCCCGACGGCGACAUCACUAUCACAAAUGAUGGUGCAACAAUCUUGGAGCAGAUGGAUGUCGACAAUCAAAUUGCAAAGCUGAUGGUUGAAUUAUCUCGUAGUCAAGAUUAUGAAAUUGGUGAUGGAACAACUGGUGUUGUUGUCAUGGCUGGUGCUCUCCUUGAACAAGCUGAGCGGUUACUUGAACGCGGUAUUCAUCCUAUCCGGAUAGCAGAAGGAUAUGAAAUGGCUUCAAGGAUAGCUUAUGAACAUUUGGAACGUAUAGCACAGAAGUUUGAGUUCGAUGCCACAAACACAGAGCCUUUGAUUCAGACUUGUAUGACUACUUUAUCUUCCAAGAUUGUGAAUAGAUGCAAACGCAGUUUGGCUGAGAUUGCUGUCAAAGCAGUUCUGGCAGUUGCAGAUCUAGAGAGGAGGGAUGUGAACCUGGAUCUGAUCAAGGUAGAAGGAAAAGUAGGUGGAAAGCUGGAGGAUACUGAGCUAAUAUAUGGAAUCAUUGUUGACAAAGACAUGAGUCACCCGCAGAUGCCCAAGGAGAUACAAGAUGCAAAAAUUGCUAUUUUGACUUGCCCCUUUGAGCCACCUAAGCCAAAGACCAAGCAUAAGGUUGAUAUUGACACUGUGGAAAAAUUCCAAACAUUGCGUCAACAAGAGCAGAAGUACUUUGACGACAUGGUACAGAAGUGCAAGGAUGUUGGUGCUACCUUGGUAAUCUGUCAAUGGGGUUUUGAUGAUGAAGCAAAUCACUUGUUAAUGCACAGAAACCUGCCUGCUGUACGUUGGGUUGGUGGUGUUGAGUUAGAGCUGAUAGCGAUUGCCACAGGUGGAAGAAUUGUGCCAAGGUUUCAAGAGUUGACACCAGAAAAGCUAGGCAGAGCGGGUUUGGUUCGUGAAAAAGCAUUUGGUACCACGAAAGAUCGCAUGAUUUACAUUGAGCAUUGUGCAAAUUCAAGAGCUGUUACAAUUUUCAUUCGUGGUGGUAACAAGAUGAUGAUAGAGGAGACAAAGCGUAGCAUCCAUGAUGCUUUAUGUGUAGCUAGAAAUCUUAUCCGCAACAACUCUAUAGUAUAUGGUGGUGGUGCUGCUGAGAUUUCUUGCUCAAUUGCUGUGGAGGCAGCUGCUGAUAAGUAUCCUGGAGUUGAGCAGUAUGCCAUUCGGGCAUUUGCUGAUGCUCUGGAUUCUGUCCCCAUGGCACUUGCUGAGAACAGUGGGCUCCAACCCAUCGAGACUCUAUCUGCUGUAAAAUCGCAGCAAAUUAAGGAGAAUAACCCCUGGUGUGGGAUAGACUGCAAUGAUGUUGGUACAAAUGACAUGCGUGAGCAAAAUGUAUUUGAAACUUUAAUCGGGAAGCAGCAGCAGAUGUUGCUUGCAACUCAAGUUGUUAAGAUGAUCCUUAAGAUUGAUGAUGUCAUCUCUCCAUCUGAUUAUUGAUUUUGAGUUACAAGAGACUGUUUGUUUGUCUGCAAGAGUGCUGACAACUUCAACGAGUGAUCUCCUUUGGUUGGAUGAAUAGCAUUUAUGUUUUGACAUAUUUGCUUUAUAAUUGUUAGACUUUAUGUGAUUUAUGGAUUUGUAAUCCUUCGGAAGGUGCAUGAUUCUCUUCAUGAUCGUUAGACUAGUAUUGACACCAAUACUUAGCUGAGAAUAUCCAAGACGGUUUUUGUUUGUAAACUAAAAUGGUGCCUAUUGUUUUCUGUGACUGGUUACAUGAUGCCCCUUGUAAUCUGAAGUUGCAGAACCUAUGCAUCUUGCACUUAGAUCCUUGGAAUGUCUCCUCAAAAAAAAGAAAAAAAAAAA